UGUUAAAAACCUAUAAGUACGCCGCAGGAUUUUCAUACUUCUACCCGAGAAAAUAUCUCGAAACCAGAGAGCACAGAAAUGGCGUCCAAACCCAAAACCAAAGCUGAAAAAACAACUGAAGAGCUGGAAACAGAGUUAUUUCGCAUAAAAGAGCAGCUUAAAAAUGAAAAAGAUAAUCGUGAGAAACGGCAAGCAGAAUAUGAAAAGCAAUUAGCUGCAAUCUGGAGUGCGGCAGCUCAGGAAAAGGCCGAAUUAAAACAAUCUCACCAACAGGAACUCGAAAGAGUAAGAUCUGAGACUCGUGAAGUCACACGCGAUUGUGAUGAGAUCAUCAACAACCUCAAGAAAAAACAUGGGUUUUUGGAAGAAUUACAUCAAAAUCAGGUCCAAGAAAUGAAGGAAAAAUGCAAGGAUGUAGAUGAAAUAAUCAGCGAUAAAAACUAUAUGAUUGAAAGUCUUGAAAACAAACUACAAGACAAGGAAGACAUCAUUAAAAAACAAAAAGCUGCUCAGGUCUCCGAGUUUGAAGAAAGUUGGGAUAGAAACCAAAAGAUGAAGGCUUUGCUUGACAGCGAAGUCCAGAAAAACAAGGAGAGGAAAGCAACAAUUAAAAAGCUUGAGACUGAACUGAAAGCCGAGAAGGCAAAAAAUGACACGGUAUCCGAAGAGUACUGUAAAGUUUUUUAUCAAUGGCUUGAUUUAAAUGAUAAGCAUACUUCAUUGAAUGAGACAAUGAAUGACCAAAAGAGGAACAACAGGAUGCUGGAAGAAAGACUCCGUCUGACCGAACUGAAUCCAGACCGUUUCAAACAGGAUCUGGCUCUCUGCACGGAAGACUUUGAAAAGGCUUUCCCUCACGCAUCUCACAACAUAGACCCGGCCUUCCAACAGUUCCGGAGGAAGUUCCUGGCCAUGAAAAAGAAAUAUUUACAAGGUUUACCCCUGAGCCAAUGUGAAAAGGAGGCAUUUGAAUUUGAAGCAGAAUGUUUAGCAGCAAAACUAAAACAACGUGACCAAAGAAUUGAAAGAUUAUUAAAGGAUCUUGAAAAGCAGAAAAGGGACACCGCUGCAGAUGGCAGAUCUCUGACCACAGCACAAACUUCUGAAUGGCUACAAUCUUUGCUUGAAGAAGAAGGUGAACAAAAGCAAGAGAUCGGUCGUCUGAAAGAUCAAGUAAAGGAGCUUCAGUUGGAACUGAAAAGGGAGAGGCGACGUCAAGGUGAGACACCGACAACAUCUGCGCCUCAACCUGAAACUGCAGUGCCGGAAACUGGUCCAGGCACUGUCAAACGCUAUCAGCCUUUACGUGUUUUACCACCUAUAAGAAGACCACCUUCUUCGUAGCGUGGCUGUAAAAAGUAGAAAGGCAGCUGCCUUUCUACAAAAUGUGAUUGUUAGAAAGACUAAGGGCUGCAGCCGACAGUUCGCGCAUGCGCCCAGAUCACACACGACGUACUCAGUACGUUCCCCUUUUCCUUUCAAGUGCAGACAGACACAGACGCCAUUAGGAGCACUCAUCACCGACUCGCCAGACAAUCCAGCCUCGCAGUGCCUGUGACUGCAGAGCUGCUCACCUUGUAGCAGAUGCGAGAUUGUGUGUCACUGAGGAUCCUCAGCCCCCCGGUGGUGCCUCCCAUGACCCGCAGCCCAAGUCUGCUUGGAAAUCGCAUGCAGAACCGGUGCUACAACCACAGCCUCUGAGGUUUGGACCGCCUGCGCCUCAGGCUAGUCAUUAUCCUCAGGGCCCUGGUGAGCACCCCACCUCCGCACGAGAACAAGACCUGAUGGACGCCAUCAACCGCAUGAUGCGGGAGCUACAACUCAUCAAGGAUCAAGCAGAGGGCCGCGUGCUGAGGAAUCCACAGGCAGAGAUCUCCUGUUUGGGAAAACACGGGCGUCAGUGUGAAGUUCCACAUUCCCAGCAGAGAUCUCAAAGGUGCGGUCAACAUAUGUGCUCUUCUCCCAGAUGGUAGUUGCCAUGGGGACGCUAACAUCACCUACCUCUCUUCGCCGUCCUGUACUGAUGUUGCACCGAGAAGCAGCUGGAUCAGACUCUCACCUAUGACACACCUGCAGCUCAGAGGAUUUCCAGCAGCGCCGUGUUUCUGAAAGUAGCCAAUCAAGCCUUGGCCUGCCCCACAAACAUCUCCUAAUAUCCAGACCCUGAGUUCACCGGCUUCACUGCCACAGUGGCAGGAGAGAACGUCCGCAUCACCGUGCAG
Molecule: messenger RNA, 2222 nt
Organism: Archocentrus centrarchus (flier cichlid)
Lineage: Eukaryota; Metazoa; Chordata; Actinopteri; Cichliformes; Cichlidae
Product: myosin-9-like
Exons: 4
Coding region: 79-1344 (421 amino acids)
Biological process (GO): DNA integration
Molecular function (GO): nucleic acid binding
Source: RefSeq, a predicted model, not a curated record